CUUGGCCAUGUUGAAAAUCUUCAAAUUUCUUCACGUGAAAUUUGUAUGAAGCAAAACAAUGGGUGUUCCAGCCUUUUUCAGAUGGUUAAGUCGCAAAUAUGCAUCGAUUGUUGUGCAUUGUGUUGAAGAAAAGCCCAAAGAGGUAGAUGGUGUAAAGAUACCUGUUGACAGCAGCAAACCCAAUCCAAAUGACACAGAGUUUGACAACUUGUACCUGGACAUGAAUGGAAUCAUCCAUCCUUGCUGCCAUCCUGAAGACAAACCUGCUCCCAAGAACGAGGAUGAGAUGAUGGUUCUGAUAUUUGAAUACAUUGACAGAAUCUAUUCCAUUGUGCGACCUAGGAAAGUUCUGUAUAUGGCCAUUGAUGGAGUGGCUCCUAGAGCGAAGAUGAAUCAGCAGCGUUCCAGAAGAUUCCGAGCAUCCAAGGAGACACAAGAGAAAGGCGAAGAAAUGACAAAGCUAAGGGAAGAGCUUCUUGUGAAAGGAAUGGAGUUGCCACCAGAGAAACCAGCUUCAGAAAAGUUUGACAGUAACUGCAUCACACCGGGAACCCCAUUCAUGUUCCGUCUGGCUGACUGUCUGAGGUUUUACAUUCACGACCGGCUGAAUAACGAUCCGGGGUGGGCUGGUAUCAAGGUGAUCCUGUCUGAUGCCAACGUGCCAGGAGAGGGUGAACACAAAAUCAUGGACUACAUUAGAAAACAGAGAGGUCAGCCUGAUCAUGACCCAAACACUCAUCACUGUUUAUGUGGAGCAGAUGCUGACUUGAUUAUGUUAGGACUGGCAACACAUGAGCCAUAUUUCACAAUCAUCCGUGAAGAAUUCAAGCCAAACCAGCCACGACCAUGUGAACUCUGUGGACAGUUAGGUCAUGAAAUGAAAGACUGUUGUGGUAUACCCAAGGAAAAAUGUGGCCAAUUUGAUGAACUUAAUAAACCAAUUGGAUGUGAGACUGAAUUCAUUUUCAUCAGACUGAACAUAUUGCGAGAAUAUUUAGAGAAGGAACUUGUAAUGGAGGGACUACCAUUUCGCUAUGAUUUUGAGAGGGCUCUAGAUGACUGGGUGUUCAUGUGCUUCUUUGUGGGCAAUGACUUCCUUCCUCAUUUGCCAUCUUUGGAGAUCAGAGAAGGAGCAAUCGACAGGCUGGUGAAACUGUACAAAAAUGUUGUGUACAAAACUGGGGGCUACAUCAGUGACAGUGGAGUUGUCAAUCUUGAAAGAGUACAGCUUGUGUUGAAAGACUUGGGUGAAGUUGAAGAUGAAAUUUUCAAGAAAAGAAGAGACACUGAUCUUGACUUCAAGAGGCGAGAUAAAGAGAAGAAGAAACGUCUCAAAAGGGAAAAGAUGGGAAGCAGACCCCAUUUCAUGGCAGGUGGACAGUUUGCCCCACAGCCAAUAGGGCGCAACACUGGACCCGUUCACAACCCGCGUGAAGCGGCGUACAACAUGAGAAUGCAGAGUAACGCUGCAGCGGCUGACUCUCUACGAGCGAUGAUUUCAAACGGCAGUGAUCCACAGGGCACUAAACGUAAGGCAGAUGGACAAGGUCCUGAUGUGGACUCUGAUGAGGAGCCCGAACCUGCAGAUGAUGUCAGACUUUGGGAAGAUGGUUGGAAGGACCGGUACUACAAAUCAAAGUUUGAUGUUGGUGAGGAAGAUAUGGAUUUCAGACACACUGUUGCUAAUCACUAUGUGAGAGGAUUGUGUUGGGUUCUUAGGUACUACUACCAGGGCUGUGCCUCAUGGAAGUGGUACUUUCCAUAUCACUAUGCACCAUUUGCAUCAGAUUUUGUCAACAUAGGAGAACUCGACAAUGAUUUUGAAAGAAAUACAGAACCUUUCAAGCCACUAGAACAGUUGAUGGGCGUCUUCCCAGCAGCCAGUAAGAAACAUCUACCAAUCACUUGGCAGACACUUAUGGAUGACCCGGAAUCUCCCAUCAUCGAUUUCUACCCUACAGAUUUCAAAAUUGAUCUCAAUGGCAAGAAAUAUGCUUGGCAAGGUGUAGCAUUGCUUCCGUUUGUCGAUGAGAAGCGGUUAUGGGCAGCUCUGGAUGCUGUCUACGAAGAUCUCACUCCAGCUGAACGAAAAAGAAACAUCCGUGGAAAUGAUCGUUUGUUUGUGGGUUGCAAGCAUCCAGCAUAUGAUUUCUUGGAGGCUUUAUAUGAAGGAAAUGGUACUCAUGAGCCGGUGGACAUCGAUGCUAGCCUGACCCAGGGUGUGCGUGGUACAGUAUGGUGUGAUGAGUAUGCUGUCCUUCAUGGCGGCACAGUUCGAUCUCCUUUAACAGCAUUAGAAGACUUGAAGGAUAAUGGAACUAUUGGUGUCCUGUAUCAUGAUCCUAAGUAUGAUGUUGGUCAUCUCUUUAAAGCAAAGAUUUUGCCUGCUGCCACAAUGCCACCCAGAGUGCUAAAACCCGAGGAUUUUGAACAGAUGAGGAGGAGUGGCCAGGGUUACCGGGGCCGAGGAAGAGGAGGGAUGGGUUAUAGAGGGGGAGGGGGUGGUGGUGGUGGAGGUCGAGAUCACUACCGGCCUCAGCUGGGAUUCCAGCCUCACAGCGGCUACAGGGAAAAGGAUAUCUCGUCAGCUAUACGGAUGAUUAGACAUGGCGUUAACCAGCAAGAUGGCCAAGACUUUGUGAUGUCAUCACAGAGCAUGCAUCCAUCUCAGGGCUAUGGCAGAGAAUAUCAGGGCCGUAGUGGCGGUUAUGGACAGAGGUCAGACAGUUACGGUGGCGGAGGUGGUGGUGGUGGAAGAAGUGGUGGUUAUGGUAGAGGAGGUUAUGGCGGAGGCUAUGGAGGGGGAGGAGGUGGUGGUUAUGGUGGAGGUGGAAGAGGAGGAGGUGGUAGUUAUGGUGGUAGUGGUGGUGGCGGCUAUGGGGGAAGACAGUCAAAUCAAGACUACUCUAUGCAAGGGAACAUUUCAAAUUUGUUAAAGAAAUCUCAAGAAUUACUGAGUUCCCAAUUUGGCCAAUCUUCUUCAUACAGGGGAUACGGCCAAUCGGGGAGCAGCAGCAGCAGCAGCAGCAGCAGCUAUCAAUGCAGCCGAGACGACGGUGGCUACAGAGGAGGUGGGGGAAGUGGCGGGCAGGGGGGAGGUGGAGGACACGAGGCAGGAGCCUACAGUCAGAACGCGUAUACAAUGGGAAGUCAAGGAGGGACAUACAUGGGCUACGAAAGCUAUUCAUCCACAAACUACUCCAGUCAGAAUACAGCCGGAUCAUAUGCUCAGGGCACACAACAAGAACGGUUUCGUCCUUUACCUGGUCAAAGACCAGAUCAGAGUGGCCAGUGGAGAUAGAAGAAAGCAGCAUAGAUGUGUAUGUUGAUUAUGGAGAACGAGGUCGAAAGACAGACAUACAGUGCAGAAAUCAAACUGGGCUUUUUUCAUUGGUGAACUGAAGACCUAUAUACAGGGAAUGAAUAAACCUAUGAUGCUACAGUUUUGAAAACUAUUUGUUGACUUGUAUAGAGUGUGAAAUAGAAGUCGAGGCAUAUUGUAGGAUGAUUGUUGUCAAUUCUGUUACACAAAAGGUAAAAUGUACUGCAAAAAUUAAGCAAGGUGUGUCUUAUGUGGUUCAGUAGAGUGACGUACUUUGUUAUAUGAAUAUGCAAGUAGUGGCUUCAGCUGGUAGAUUUUAUUGAGAAAAGGACUUCAGUGUGAAUGAAUGGCUGAAACAUGUUCCUGAUGAAUCAACUUCACAAUGAACUGUAUGAUGAGGCCUUGUCAUGCCUGACUCGAUACCACUUGUACAUAAAGUGAAAGAUACAGUGGACACAUUUUUGUACCUUUAUUAUGUGAGCAUUCUUGGAGUAUUAUUGCUGGCAAGCCAGUAAAAGAAGUGAAUGUCCAAUUGAAAACUUGGACAUUAUUUUAAUAUUUUUGUUUUAGUUCAUUAUUGUGGAGUUUUUUUUUCUUUUUUUCUUUUUUUUUCGUGUUUUUUUUAAGUGUGUAAGAACUAUUUGUGAAUUUUAACAUUAGCAAGCAAAGAUUUGGUGCAUUAAAAAAGGGGAGUUAAUCCAACCUUAAUAUUAAUGGAGAAAAUUAGGAUCUGGCAAAAACCUUAAUUUUUAUCUACAGAUAUGAUGCAAAUUUAUAUAGGGUUAUGAAUAAAAUUAAAAGAAAAAUAUUGUAUGUAAGUAUUGAGAAUUUGUUUUUUAAAUGGAAUAAUUGUUUGCAUAUCAUUUCAGUUUUGCUUUUUAGAAACCAUUUUUAGUAUAUAGAUCUGAAGAAAAUUGUAUUUUAUAAAUUUUAAUAUGUAAUAUGCAGACACUAAAUAUGGAAGUUUGACACCCAAUGAAAACAUUUAUUACAUUUGGGCUAUUAUAUAAUUAUUUUGGACUUGCAGAUAAACCAUAAUGUUUUAAAGCAAACAUUCUCCAUCGUAAAUUAAUUUUAAACAUAGACACAUCCUUAAAGGCUGACAAAAAUUUGAAUACAAUUUGAGAUUCUGAUAUCAAUUUAUGCUUUGAGACCAAAAUAAGUUUUUAUAAGUAAAGGCUGUAGUCAGUUGUGUAUAUUUUGAAACCGUCAUGCUAUUGUUAUGUGUUGAAAGAUAAUUUGUAAAUAUUUUUAAUACAUCCUUAUGGUGCUAGUUAAACAUUCUAGCACUGUAUUGUAUUCAAGUAUCUAUAAUUUUUAUUAUAUACAUUUUGUACAUGCAUUGAAGUCUUGAGUUACUGUUACCCACCUUUUAGCUAAACAUGUGUAAUGUCAUUCAUCCAGACAUUUUCACCCAAUGUAUACAUUGAAAAGCCUAAUUAAUGUGUUACAAUAUUGAUGUAUCUCCUUAGUGGUACACAAACAGUACAUCAAGUGAUCCAUUUAUUCCAUUUUAUUUCCUUAUUCUAAGUCUACUGUUACAUCAUAUUCUACGUUUUUUCAUCUGCUACAAUUUACACAAGUAUCGUUAAUCUGCUUUUGUCUAUUUUGUGAUAUUGGUCAUCAUUAAUUUCCCAGGUAUUAACAUUCCGGCUGUAUUUCAGGAUAUGGUUUACAAAUUUUAAUGAUAUUUAAUGUACAUUAACAUCAGGUCACCACAAAAACAUUUCAGGAAACUGUAUACAUGAGUGGCCAUUAGAUUCCAUUUAUCUUACAAGUUGUUUUUUCUCUAAUAAAUUUUAAAAACAUUUAUUAGAAUUAGUGUAGGGUUAGGGAUAGUGAUAUACAAUACCUUUUAAAACAUUUUGUUCUAUAAAACCAACAUAAUAUAUAAUAAUUAAUAUUUCGUAAUCCAAUUACGCUACAUUUUGCCUUUGAAUUAGUAGACAUUUUGAAUAUUCUGUUUAAGAUUUCCUCCACAAGAGUGCUUUUGGAGGAAAUGUAGCACAGAAGACAGAAUGUGGCAUUAUGGGACUAAAGGUUCAUUUUAUUCUGUAUAUGUUUGGUUAAUUCCAUCGAAAUAAAGCCUAUGAGAUUUAUAAGUAUUACAUAUUAAAUACUAAAUACUAAAAUUACAUAUUAAAUACAUUUUUUAAUUUAGAAUACAGAUUAUAUAGUGUGUAUUUUUAAUGUGCUUCUGGCCAUUCUAAUGUUUGCAGUAGCCUAAACUGGAUUUUCCCAUCCAUUAAGUUCUUAUGUACAAUUUGUUUUAUUUUUUAUAUAAUACCCAGUUAUAAAAAUAUAAAAUUGAAGAAACAAAAGUUAUUAUAAACAUUAGGAUGAUCAAAUUAUUUAGAAUAUACAGACACUGAUAUCCCAAACAUGAAAAUGUAUAUAUUGUUUAGUGGUUAAAAGGGCUGUUAGUUUAAAACAUCUUACAAUGGCAGAAAACUAAAAUACUACAGCUUGUCUAUCUAAAGCCCAUCUUUCACUAAGCCUGCAUGAACAUAAGCAUGUUUGAUACUUGAAUGAAACUGAUUAUUUCGUAGAAUCAUGUGAUAUAUGAGUGUGAUCAUGGUAUUGGUAUUCGUCUUUGGAUUAAUCUAGUAACUGCUCUUUAAUUUUAUGUUGUUGUUUUUGUGCAUUUUAACAUAUAAUUUGUAAAUAAUCUUGAAGAAAGAUUAUGCUAGUAGAUGUAUAGUUAAUCAUGUUUUCACCUUGGUUUAUUCUCUGUAUUUUUAAUGUUUGCUAAUUCUGAUUCACAAACCAUUGCUUGUAUUCUGUGGUAAGCAUUGAGUAUCUAUUUAAAUUAUUAGCACAUGUAAUUUCAUAGUAAUUUUGUACCUUGGCUAGUAAGCAAGGGUGCAACCGAACAUGAAAUAACAGUUUGUACAGAAAGAAUUUGGAUAUUGUUAAUUAAACAACAUUUUGUA
This is a messenger RNA of Gigantopelta aegis, 6255 nucleotides long. RefSeq names its product 5'-3' exoribonuclease 2-like. The record is from RefSeq and is a predicted model, not a curated record. The coding region runs from base 59 to 3301 and encodes 1080 amino acids. Lineage: Eukaryota; Metazoa; Mollusca; Gastropoda; Neomphalida; Peltospiridae. Gene Ontology annotation, biological process: nuclear-transcribed mRNA catabolic process. The transcript is spliced from 33 exons. Gene Ontology annotation, cellular component: nucleus. Gene Ontology annotation, molecular function: 5'-3' RNA exonuclease activity; zinc ion binding; RNA binding.